Messenger RNA from Cuscuta epithymum, 1769 nucleotides. Lineage: Eukaryota; Viridiplantae; Streptophyta; Magnoliopsida; Solanales; Convolvulaceae. The record is from the annotation of a GenBank genome assembly.
CUCCUAUCCACUUUAUCUCCACACGCCUUCUCCACUUAUCUAUAUAAACACUUUCAAAUCCCCCAUAUCAUUCAGGGAUAUCUCACUCUCUAUUUCUUUUCGAAAUUCUAAUAUUCGUACACCUCUAGUGUUUAAUUUUUAAAGAAAAAAAUGCUUGAUUAUGACCGGAAAACGGAUAUGGUUUCCCCUGACAAGUCGAAAAAAUCGCCCAGAAUUUUGAAUAAGCAUCAGAUUUCUAUUCCGCCACCGCAGGUUCAAGCCUCAGAGUUAACGGCGGCGUCUGAAUCCGCUUGCUCAGCCUAUGAGUACUACUUGAGGCUGCCGGAGCUGCGUAAGCUCUGGAUUUCUAAGGAUUUUCCUGAGUGGAAGAAUGAGUCUCUGUUGAAACCGGCUCUGCAAGGGCUUGAGACCACUUUCCGCUUUGUCUCCAUCGUCUUAUCGGAUCCUAGACCGUACGCUCAUCGCAAAGAAUGGAAGCGGAGGCUGGAAUCUCUGGCGAGGAAUCAAGUCGAGAUCAUAUCUAUGUUAUGCGAAGACGACGCGGAAGAUGAUGAAACGCGAGGAGCGGCUCCGAUUGUGGAUCUGACCUCGUCGGAAACAGCUUUGUCCCGUGAGAACAGCUCGGUGGAGGUGUGGAAGCUGUCCGGCGAUACUACGGUUGUGAGCUGGACGAGCGAAGCUAGCUUGUUGCCUCGGCUGUCGACGUGGCACAAAUCGGAAGACUUGGCUCAGAAGGUUCUGGACAGCAUAGAAAGCGAGAUGCGGCGAUGCCCGUACACUCUCGGCUUAGGCGAGCCGAAUCUCACCGGCAAACCGAGCCUCGACUACGAUGCGAUCGUCAAGCCGUCUGAGCUUCAUUCACUUAAGAAAAGCCCAUCGGAGAGCCUUAAUCUACAGAACUACGAGAACCAGACCCUAUACACAACUAUGCAAGUGCUCGAAUCCUGGAUCUACGCAUCGAAAGCGCUCAUAAAUCGAAUAUCACAGAGAAUCGAUCGGAAGGAAUUCGAGAAGGCCGGAAGCGAUUGUUGGAUUCUGGAAAAAACAUGGAAGCUGUUAGCGGAAAUACAAGAUCUCCACCUGCUAAUGGAUCCAGACGAUUUCCUCCGCCUGAAAAAUCAGUUGUGCAUCAAAGCAAGCGCUGAAUCUGAGCUCUUCUGCUUCAGAUCCAGAGGAUUAGUGGAAAUCACGAAGCUCUCGAAGAUGCUGAAGCACAAAGUCCCGUGUAUUCUCGACGUAGAAGUUGAUCCUCACGGCGGCCCGAGGAUUCAGGAAGCGGCGAUGGAGUUGUAUCGAAGGAAAGACUGCCCCCAUAAGAUUUAUCUGCUUCAAGCACUUCAAGCGAUCGAAAUGGCUCUGAAGCGAUAUUACUACUCGUACAGGCAGCUUCUGGUUGUGGUUAUGGGGAGCUUAGAGGCUAAGGCGAAUCCGGCGACGGGGAACGCAAAUUCCGGCGAUUUGCUUGCUCAGAUAUUUUUGGAGCCGACGUAUUUUCCGAGUUUGGAUGCUGCGAAGACGUUUCUGGGUGAGCACUGGAGUCACGAUCAUGGCACGAUGUAGUUUGGAUAUGUCAGAUAGAUUUGAGUUGACUCGGACUCACGUUCAACUCACUGAUGCUGUGACUCGUAUAAUUUGAAUGCAAUCCGUCACGCUGCGUUGUAAUAUUCAUACGGAUUAUUGAUUAAUAUAUUCAUUUAUUACGAUUAGAAAUAUUUUUAUAAAUGAAGCAUGGAGAAAAUUCUUUUGAGUAACUGUUUCAAGCGAUUAAC